Messenger RNA from Lolium rigidum, 1897 nucleotides. RefSeq names its product probable galacturonosyltransferase 6. Gene Ontology annotation, molecular function: polygalacturonate 4-alpha-galacturonosyltransferase activity. The record is from RefSeq and is a predicted model, not a curated record. NCBI's taxonomy places the organism in Eukaryota, Viridiplantae, Streptophyta, Magnoliopsida, Poales, Poaceae. The transcript is spliced from 7 exons. Bases 16 to 1638 code for a protein of 540 amino acids.
CCGCGGGAGCCGGCGAUGAGGGCGGCCUGCGGCGGCGGCGGCGGCGCCGGGAGGAAGGAGGUCACCGCGCCGUGGAUGUGGCUCCUGCUGAUCGCCACCGCCUGCGGCUUCGUCUUCCUCCUGCUCAACCUCCCCGACCACCGCUCCCGCUCCGGCCCCGGUGGGGAGCAAACGGGAGGGGCCCACUUGUCGGCCAAGGAUAAGCUGCAGAUUGGAGACGUCACCAAACUCAACGUCCUGCCCGACGAGAUAGAAGGGCAAGCUGAUGAAAUAGCUGCGGAGGAAGAUGAAAGAAUAUCCACAUCACCCCCGAGCACCAAAGAGAAGAUAUGGAUGAUGCAAGACCAGCUAAUUAUGGCCAGGGCCUAUUUACAGUUUGCUUCUUCACAUGGCAGCGCACAUUUGAUCCGCGAGUUGAAAAUGCGGAUGAAAGAGAUCGAAAGGGCUAUAAGUCACUCUAGUGGUGCUUCCCGAUUAUCUGGGAGUGUGUUGCAGAAAAUGAAAGCGAUGGAAUUGGCCUUAUCCAAAGCGCAGAGAGCCUACCCACAUUGCUCUCACAUGUCAUCAAAGCUACGUGCAAUGAUAUAUAACAGUGAAGAAUUGGUCAGAGCUCAUCAAAGUGAAUCUUCAUUCCUUGAGCAGGUGGCCGUGAGGACUUUACCUAAAGGACAUCACUGCCUAGCAAUGCGACUUACCUCGGAAUAUUUUUCUUUGGAUCCGAAGGAACGCCAGUUUCCAAAAAGAUUCAGCAUGCUGAUGGAUGAUUUCCAUCAUUAUGCCAUAUUCUCGGACAAUGUACUAGCAAGUGCAGUGGUUAUCAACUCCACAAUAGCUGCAUCAAAGGAUCCAAAAAGGAUAAUGUUUCAUAUUGUAACUGAUUCGUUGAGUUUUCCUGCAAUGACAAUGUGGUUUCUGACAAACCCACCAAGCCCCGCAACAAUUCAUAUUAAAAGCCUGGAUGAGUUGAAAUGGCUCCCUGCUGAUUUCAGUUCCAGAUUUAAGCAGAAGGGCAUUCGAGAUCCAAGAUACACUUCUGCACUUAACCACUUACGCUUUUACUUGCCUGAAGUAUUCCCUUCUCUGAGCAAAGUUCUACUCUUGGACCAUGAUGUUGUAGUCCAAAAAGACUUGAGCAGAUUGUGGGGGCUAGAUAUGAAGGGUAAAGUAAAUGGUGCUAUGGAGACGUGCAGCUCUGGCAAGGGUUACCAUCAAUUGGACGACCUUGUUAAUUUUUCUGAUCCAAGUAUCAUCAACAAAUUUGAUGCAAAAGCUUGCACAUUUGCAUUUGGGAUGAACAUUUUUGACCUUAAGGAAUGGCGCAGUAAGGGUUUAAGUGCAACUUAUGAUAAAUGGUUUCAGGCGGGCAAGAGGCGGAGACUAUGGAAGGCAGGAAGCUUGCCAGUGGGCCAGCUUGUCUUCUACAACCAAACAGUGCCUCUUGACCACCGGUGGCAUGUUCUUGGGCUUGGGCGGAAUAGCAACACACGAAGAGAUGAAAUCGAGAGUGCAGCUGUCAUCCACUACAGCGGGAACCUUAAACCCUGGCUGGAGAUCUCCAUCCCCAAGUACAGAGACUACUGGAACAGAUACCUUAACUACGACAACACGUACUUGCAGCAGUGCAACAUCCACAGGUAGAUAGCAACAGAAGGCGGGGGGAUUUUACACACUGGCUCGUCCAUACACAGUUUUUGCUAUAGUGCUACAAGAGUACUAGUAUGUAGCAAGCUGAUCUUAUUCAUUCUUUUGUAGAUUUACUACUAGAUACACUUUUCUGUAGUUAGAUUUACGUGUCUUAGCCACUUAUCGAAAUUCUGUGCAAAAGUAAGAAAAACUAAUGACAUGUUUAAAUAAAAAGGCUGGGACUACAGUAUAACAAUACUGAAGUUUUGAACGA